AUGGCCCCGAAGACAGGCGCCGUCGCCGAUGCAUGGGACGACGAUUGGGAAUCGCUUGCUGAUGUACGUUGUCUCUCGGGACUCUGCGACCGCGCCGCUGACAGGGCACAGAAGCACGAUGAGCCCUCGCAGAAAGGCGAGCCCGCCCCAGAAGUAAAGCUUUCCAAGGCUGAGCGCAGGGCAAAGCACGCUGAGCUCAAUCGGCAAAUAUGGGCGUCCGCUGUUCUUACAAGGGAGAAUCCCGAGCCCAUGCUAUUCCUCGAGGCUCGCAACAAUGUGCCUGUGCAGCCUACCUUCAAAUCACCCGUCACGGUGCUCGCCCGCAAGCCGCCUCCCCAAGUUCUAUCGCGAAAUGGCCCCACUGCCGGAAUGGCAGCCCUGAACCUAGAUGACGACGACGACAGCGAAGAGGAGAGACGGAAGAGGAGCGAAGCUGAGUUUGAAGAGCGCAAGGCUCGUGCACAAAGAGAGCGGGCGGAGAAAGAACGCAGAUACGCCGAAGCUCGGGAGAAGAUAUUCGGCUCGUCCGCCGCCUCGGAAGACUCUCGCGGUACCUCCCCGAACAAAUCCACCAGAGGCAAGGGCAAAGGGCGGGGCGGACGCGAUAGCCAACCAAGGUCAAGCAACGAAAACUCGCCGGCACGCCCGCCGAUUGCGGGCCGACAGCUGUACGACCCCUCGUACUCGUCCAAGCCAGGCUCGGUCUACAUACAGAAGAAAGAAUCCAGCAUAAGCCGGCCCGAGACGCCGAACGACCAGGAGAAACCAAUUCGUGAGCCCCGCGGACCGCAGGCCAUCGGUAGAGGUGGAAGGGGCUUUGCGCCGAGAGGGAAUCGUACAGGCACGAUUUCAUGA
Messenger RNA from Trematosphaeria pertusa, 855 nucleotides. RefSeq lists its product as uncharacterized. NCBI's taxonomy places the organism in Eukaryota, Fungi, Ascomycota, Dothideomycetes, Pleosporales, Trematosphaeriaceae. The record is from RefSeq and is a predicted model, not a curated record. The transcript has 2 exons. Bases 1 to 855 code for a protein of 284 amino acids.